UUCAGUGUUGUCCUCCUGCUCUCUCUUCUCCAGUGGAGCAUCUUCGGCUCCCCCGCUCUGCUGUGACGAACACCGCUGGUCCUGCCCUCGUUCCGAGGCAGCAGAGCGGGUCACCGCACCGCCGCAAACGCCAGCCGGGGCCGGAGGAUGGCGUCGCUCAGCCGCAAGCGGGGAGCGGGCAGGAGCUCCGUGGUGGAGAGGAAGAACCUGCUUACAGUCUGCAGGUUUUCAGUGAAGACUCUUCUGGAUCGCUCCUGUUUUGAAACCAUUGACGACGCUUCCCCAGAGUUUGUUAACUUCGUGUCCAUCCUGGAGCACAUCCUCAGCCAUCGGCUCAAAGGUCAGACGACGUGGUUUGGCUACGAGAGUCCUCGGAGUUUCUGGGAUUACAUAAAAGCGGCCUGCAGUAAAGUGCCUCAUAACUGCAUCCGAAGCAUCGAGAGCAUGGAAAAUGUGCGAUCAUCAAGAGCGAAGGGAAGGGCGUGGAUGAGGGUUGUUCUGAUGGAGAAACGACUGUCGGAGUACAUCUCCUUUGCGCUGAAGGACUUCAAAACAACCAGGAGGUUUUUUGAGGAAGGUGCGAUCAUACUGAGAGAAGAGGCAGGGCUGUUGGCAGACACGCUCAUUGGACUUAACACCAUUGAUUUCAGUUUCUGUCUUAAAGGGGAGGGUCUGGACGACAGCUGUCCUGCAGUCAUCGACUACACGCCUUACCUGAAGUUCACACAGAGCGCAGAUAGCAUCAGCAGCGAUGAGGAGGAGAUGAGGACUCUGGGAAGCAGCGGCAGCGAGAGCAGCACCCCUGACAAAACGGCCACCGCCGCAUCAAUCUUCACCGAGCAGAGCAACUUGGUCAGCAAGUGCAAACGCUUUGAGCAGAAGUAUCGCAUGGCCCUGGAGCAGAAGGGUUACCUGGAAGAGUUGGUCCGUCUGCGGGAAGCUCAGCUGUCGGAGGCCGUUUCUCAUAACAAAGCCCUUCAGCAGAGCCUAGCAGACACACACCUCUCACACACACUGGAGAAACAACAGCUUGAGUAUAUCAUAGUGGAACUGCAGAACCAACUGACUGUGCUGAAAAACAAUGACUUGCGUUCCAGACAGGAAUUAACAGCCCAUCUGACCAAUCAGUGGCCGUCUCCAGAUGCCUUGGAUGCCAAUGCCGUUGCCUUGGAUACACUGCUGUACAGGAAAAGCACCGGGGAGUGGGAAGAGAAGAGUUUCCAGAGUCUGGAGCAGCUGUCUGCAGGCAUGAGCCUCACAUCAAACACACAAGGCAGGUCUCCUCUUAUAAACAGAAGUACCUUUCUCCGUCUCUUGCGCACUGAAUGUGCACUUUGUUCUUCAGGUAAAGAGGAAACUCCGUCUCUCAGAGGCCUCUGUGGCUCCCUGACCUCAGUAGCCAGCUAUAAAUCUCUGGCCAGCCUGAGGUCCAGUGAGUGUUUGGCCAGUCCAGCGACAGAGAUCAGCAGUCCAGGUGUCACUCCGUCAUAGGAGACGAGACGUCCAAACAGCUUCGUCAGUUCAAGAAUUCAAAGGAGUCAGGAACUUUCCUCUUACUGGUGAUGCUGAUUUUUCCGUUCUUUAACUCUGAAUGAGGAGCUGGUGUAGCUCAGCGACUCCAACGACUGAAAACUGUCACAACUGAUGUAACUUCAUCAACACGAAUCCAGAUUAGUUUGCUUCUCAUCUGUGUGGCGUAAUUUCUCUCCUACUUUGGAAUUGUGUCGAUUUUAGAGCUGCUGUACGAAUUCUCGUCUCAUAUUUCACUGUUGCAAAGAUGACUUUGAAAGAUUGUGCUAAAAAUACUGACUGUAGAUCAGAUCAGUUGCUACUUUCCUGCAGACAGAAUGAAGCAAUGCUAUAUUCUGUUCUAAUAUAGAAUGGUACUGGGGGUUAAACCACUGGUGUGUUUAAUUUAAGAUGUAAAUGUUUGUCUUUGUUUUGCCGCCAGUGUCAGUGUUGUGCAUUUUGCAACGUCACAGGAUUUUGUUCUCAGGUAAUCAUCCUCUUUAAAUACUACGGUGCAGUAUUUCAAUUUAAUAGUUAUCUACUGGCAAGUUGAUAUAAUUUAUUUUUUGAUGUUUGCAUUGACUUACAUUAAAAAAAAACAACAUUUCCUGCUUUAGGACAUCAGCAUAAAGUAAUAUGGAUACAUGGUCACUAGCUGUUCACCUCAGCACUUGAAUACGGUUUUUGCCUUCAGCUUAUUCCAGCAGACAUUUGUACAGACGUUAACUGGAUAUUCUACUGAACUUAUUUGCAUUUUUUUUUUAGAUUUUAUUUUAAAUAAACACAACUUGCUUUCA
Xiphophorus hellerii (green swordtail) is the source of this 2306-nucleotide messenger RNA. RefSeq names its product RUN domain containing 3b (gene rundc3b). The coding region runs from base 148 to 1491 and encodes 447 amino acids. The record is from RefSeq and is a predicted model, not a curated record. The transcript has 10 exons. NCBI's taxonomy places the organism in Eukaryota, Metazoa, Chordata, Actinopteri, Cyprinodontiformes, Poeciliidae.